This is a messenger RNA of Endocarpon pusillum Z07020, 1998 nucleotides long. RefSeq lists its product as uncharacterized. The coding region runs from base 1 to 1998 and encodes 665 amino acids. Lineage: Eukaryota; Fungi; Ascomycota; Eurotiomycetes; Verrucariales; Verrucariaceae. The transcript has a single exon. The record is from RefSeq and is a predicted model, not a curated record.
AUGACAUUUCCCAUCCCUCCAUCCCUGCAUCCCUACAUCCCUCCAUCCUUCAGUGUAAGCAGUCUCAUUGGGGGAAAAUGUAAUGACGUUGCUGCGACUGAAUUGUCUGAAUUGUCUGAAUUGUCUGAAUCGACCAAAUUUCCUGACUUUCUUCGCUUCUACAUGAUUGCGCGUGGGCUGAGAGUCACAGAAACAUAUCUUCUACCCAUACCUACAACUAAUCGUCAUCGCCCGUUUCUCUCCCUCCGCCUCACCCCCAUAUCCUGUGUUGGAAUCCUUCGCCGCUCUCUCGGAACACGAACCACCCGUCCAGAACUGAGCACAGUCGGUACAAGACCUCGAGGCUUCCCAACUACACUUACGCGAAAAUCAUCUUCCUCGUCAUUAAUCGUUACCCUCGGCGCAGCGCUCGCAGCAGCUAUUCUUCUCGGUCCUCUCUUUCGCCAACCAGAACACUCCCCUGACGCUCUCACUCCAUCUCAAGACUCAGCGGACCUACCACAUCCUCAAGAUCCCAACAGUGCGCCCCCACGCGCUCCUCCCUAUUCUGAGAUGCCCAUACCUCCAGGCCACCUGGGCAAUUUGACUCCAGAACAAGAAUUGAAGCUGCGAGACUUCUGGUCCGUGACCCUCAAAACCUUUGGAGCAAAAGACUCUUCUCCAAACCCGGCCGCGCUCGGCACUCCCGCGACAACUCCCCCCACCAGCGAACCAAAUACAGACACUGAGUCUCUCAAAUCCUCCAAGAAAAACAACAGUAGCAGCAAGAAGCGCCACUCCCUCUUCAGCAGCAGCAAAAAGCACCACGAUGACAACACCGAGACCAACAACUCAAACCCCUUAGGCCCCGGCACCGGCGAUGCGGACGACAAGUACGGCCAAACGAGAGAAUUCCAACAAACCCUCAAGGAAGUCUCGCCCGAAGAACUCCGCACCGCAUUCUGGUCCAUGGUGAAAUGCGACCACCCGGAUGCGCUCCUCCUCCGCUUCCUCCGCGCCCGAAAAUGGGACGUGCAACGCGCGCUCGUCAUGCUCAUCUCGACGAUGCGCUGGCGCAGCAAAGACAUGCACGUUGACGACGAUAUCAUGCGGUCCGGCGAGGGUGGAGCGCUCGCAGACUCGAAAUCUGGAAGUGACAGUUUCGUGAAGAAAGAAGGCGAGGACUUCCUGUCGCAGCUGAGGAAGGGGAAGAGCUUCUUACAUGGAGUGGACAAGGAGGGCCGACCCCUCUGUUUUGUCCGCGUGCGAUUACACCGGCCGGGAGAGCAGAGCGAGCGCGCGAUGGAGCGGUACACCGUCUUCAUCAUCGAGAGCGCAAGACUGGUACUACGCCCUCCCGUCGAGACAGCCACCAUCCUCUUCGACAUGUCCUCCUUCACCCUCUCCAACAUGGACUACGCGCCCCUGAAAUUCAUGAUCAAGAUCUUCGAGGCCAACUACCCGGAAUCCCUCGGCGCAGUGCUGGUCCAUAAAUCCCCCUGGGUAUUUCAAGGCAUCUGGACUAUGAUCAAGGGCUGGCUCGACCCCGUCGUUGCAGCAAAGGUGCACUUCACCAAAUCCGUCGAGGACCUCGAACAAUUCAUCCCAAGAAGCCAGAUCGUGAAGGAGCUCGGUGGGGACGAGGACUGGGACUACAAGUACAUCGAGCCCAUCGAAGGAGAAAACAACGCCAUGAAGGACACGGAAAGCAGACAGAGGCUGGAAGAAGAGCGGAGUAUCGACGUGCUGGAAUUCCAGAAAAAGACCUUCGCGUGGAUCGCGAGGGCGUCGAAUGAUGCCGACGCGGUCCAGUUGGCGAAAGAGCGGGAUCAAUUGGCCGCUAGGCUGAAUCAGAAUUAUUGGCAAUUGGACCCGUUCAUCCGCGCGAGAUCGCUGUAUGAUCGGCAGGGCAUGAUCGGGAGGGGUGGGGUUGUGGAUUUCUAUCCCGAGCAGAGGAAGGGAGCCGUCAAUGGCGCAAUGGCGUCGAAUCCGAAUGCCGGAACGGAUGAUGUGGACUGA